CCACCUCCACCUCCACCCCCACCUCGACCCCGCGCACCAACCCCGCCGAAUCGCCACCGCAUUUUGCUCCACCUCCCCCUCCUUCUCGCCCCGCAUCUCCGUGGGGGGCGCGGCGGCUGAGGUGGUCUCGCUUGCGGCGGCGGCGGGAGGGGGGCGGAGGUGGCCUGGCCCCACCGGGUGGCGGCGCGGGCUCGCCCAGGGCUGGCAGGGACUGAGGCGGGCGUUUGUACGGUGUAGCUGGCCUGGGGGCAGGCGGCGGCGCGAGAUCCGGUGGUAGUGGGGUGGGGGUUGCGCCGGUGGCGCCGUGGCGGCGGCGGCGUGAUCUGGAGAUGAGAUUGGGGCCCGAGGCGCGGUGUUUGGAGACGACCUGCCUGCCAUGACGACCAACACCAAGCGCGCCUACAAGCUCCAGGAGUUUGUGGCGCAUUCAUCCAAUGUCAACUGCCUCAAGAUUGGGAGGAAGACCUCACGAGUUCUCGUGACAGGAGGAGAGGACCAUAAGGUUAAUCUUUGGGCUAUUGGGAAGCCCAAUUCAAUUUUGAGUUUAUCAGGGCAUACAAGUGCUGUUGAGUCUGUUAAUUUUGAUUCCACAGAAGUUUUUGUGGCUGCGGGAGCAGCCAGUGGAACAAUAAAACUAUGGGAUUUAGAGGAGGCAAAAAUCGUCCGCACGCUCACUGGACAUAGGUCAAACUGCAUGUCAGUUGAUUUCCAUCCUUUUGGGGAAUUCUUUGCCUCUGGGUCAUUGGACACUAAUCUCAAGAUAUGGGAUAUAAGAAGGAAAGGUUGUAUCCACACGUACAAAGGUCACACAAGAGGUGUAAAUGCAAUUAGAUUCACCCCUGAUGGCCGCUGGGUUGUGUCUGGCGGUGAAGAUAAUGUAGUCAAGCUCUGGGAUCUGACAGCUGGAAAGUUAUUGCACGAUUUCAAAUGCCACGAGGGCCAGAUUCAGUGCAUAGAUUUCCAUCCCCAUGAGUUCCUUCUGGCAACAGGUUCAGCUGAUAAAACUGUCAAGUUUUGGGAUUUGGAGACAUUUGAAUUGAUUGGGUCUACUGGACCUGAGACAACAGGUGUUCGAUCCAUGACAUUCAAUCCUGAUGGAAGAUCUCUGUUGUGUGGGUUGCAUGAAAGCUUAAAGGUUUUCUCAUGGGAACCAAUAAGAUGUCAUGACACUGUUGAUGUGGGAUGGUCUAGAUUGUCCGAUCUCAAUGUUCAUGAGGGAAAACUUCUUGGCUGUUCAUUUAAUCAAAGUUGUGUCGGAAUAUGGGUUGUAGAUCUAACGCGUCUGGAGCCAUAUGCAACGGGCACUUCAACAAAACUAAAUGGCCAUUCGGAGUUGAAGAGUUCGUCAAGUAGCACUAUGCCAUUACAAAAUGACAGUGGUUCAAGGGCUAACAUUGGGCGGUUAUCAGUUCCACAAAAUUCUGAGAAUAACAUAAAAUCUUCUACAGGAAGACUAUCAGUUUCUCAAAAUUCAGAUUCCGCACUGAAAGAGACAAAAUCAACAACUUCAAGCGGGUUGGUGCCAGGCACACCUCAAAGAGCUGGAAAUGGCUCCAGUAACAAAACAGUUGGAAAUUCAACUUUUGCAUCUAGUGGUGCCGGCUUGAAGAGAGGUUCAUUGAAGAGUAACAACUCUUCUAGUCUUCAGAAUUUUAGUAAAAUUGAUGUGGUGCCUGUGAUAAUACCAAGAACUAGCUCAGGACCAGAGCUUGCUACUGAUUCUAGGACUGAUGCUGCUGAUGUGGGUCCUAUUCUUUCUAAGGGUGGUAGAAGAAUAGAGAUUGCAAAUGAUUCUAGGAAAGAAAGUUGUGAUGUGGCAGCAACUGUUGUUCCCAGAACAAACUCUAGAGCUGAAAUGGCCUCUGAUUCAGCACCUGUUGUUCCCAGAGCUAACCUAAGAAUGGAAAUGAGCUCUGAUUCGGCUCCUAUUGUUCCCAAGUCAGGCAGAAGGUUAGAGGCUUCUGUUGAAUCUAGGAAAGAAAGUGCUGAUGUAGCAUCUGCUGCUGCUCCGAAGACAAAUUCACGGAUGGAAGUGGCCCCAGAUUCUGCACCUCUUCUUUCUAAGGCAAGCAGAAGGGUAGAGUCUGCUACUGAUUCAAGGAAAGAGAGUGCUGAUGUGGCACCUGUUGUUCCCAGAUCAACUUCUAGAAUGGAAAUGGCUUCGGAUUCUAGGAGAGAACUUUCUGCUGGACGAAUGUCACCGUUUAGAGCCCAAUCAAGAUAUGGUGAACUACGGAAGUUAAAUAAUGCCAAAGUUGAUACAGAUAAAGUUGAUUCAGGGAGCAAAAACAGUGAAGCAGAUGAUUUUGCUUGUCAAAUAUACCUUCCUCGGAGGAAUGGCAUUCUUCAGACUGUAAUUUCUGAAGAAACCCGGGAAGAUGUAAAACCUGGUGUUACUGACAGGAUGGGAUUCCCAAGUUCAGCCGAACCAAAUACACACCGCAGUGAGAAUUAUGUUUCUAGAAUGCGUAAGCCAAGAGAUAACUGCUAUAUUGAAGUUUCACGAGCAGGAAGGGCAAGGUCAAUUGCUUCUAAUUGGGAAGGCAGGGAUCGGUCACCUAGUAAUGAAGAACCAACAACAAGCAGUUCUUCUUCAAUGGCCUCUACAGGCCGAUUGUAUCCAUCUAGAGGAAGCAGUCAAGCAGCUGAAACUCCGACGGUAGCAAGCGAUGAGGAUGUUCUAUCUGUUCUAAUGGAACAACAUGAUCUAUUUCUAAGCUCAACUCGAUCUCGGCUGACAAAAUUGCAGAUUGUUCAUCAAAUGUGGCAAAGAAAUGAUAUACGGGGUGUUAUUGCAGCAAUGGAGAAGAUGUCUGAUCAUGCUGUAUCUGCUGAUGUGGCAAGUGUUCUGAUGGAGAAAAGUGAAACAAUAACGCUAGAUUUAUGUACUGUUAUUCUGCCUGUCCUUACUGAACUUCUCGAGAGUAAAACUGACAGGCACUUAGGUGUUUCACUGGAAUUAUUGGUGAAGCUUGUAAGGACGUUUGGGUCGGUAAUUCAUUCAACGGUAUCAGCUGGUCCCUCUUCUGUUGGUGUAGAUCUUCAAGCAGAGCAAAGGCGGGAGCGUUGCAACCUAUGCUUUAUUGAAUUGGAGAAGGUCAAAAAUAAGCUUCCAUCUCUUUCCAGAAGAAAAGGGGCAGUUGCAAACACGGCACAGGAGCUCAGUCUUGUUUUCCAGGAACUUAUGUAGUUGGCUGACCACAAACUCAUACACAACUGAAUGGGGAAUGCAUUCCCGCUGAUGGUACCAAUGUUGGGUAUCGGUUGCCAUGAAGAGCUGUUCGUUCGUGCCCAGUAACCCAGCUCCAAGGCACAGCAGCAGUGGAUAACAUUUUGUUGCUACUGUUCGUUCCUUUUGUAUACACACACACUAACCAACAGUGCUUGACAUCCUCGUCGCCUUGGAAGGGAAGCUGCCAUGAGCGGUGACAUCUGCCGGCAGUGUUCUUCGCAUUUGCCUCGUCGGUUUCUGAAGAUAUCUGUUUGGCAUUGGUAGAUGUGGAUGACCGUGAGAUGGGCCAAAUGUCAGCGCUUGUAAUGCUUUGCUGGCUGUAGCCUCUCAUCUCUCUCGUGUCGUGUGUUAGCGGGUUGCAUUUGACAGUUUAUUGUUUGGUUGUGAUGUCUGGUCAAUUCAAUGACAAGAUUGAUGAAGAGUGAAUCAUCUCCUUGUACACUUGUACAUCAGUUUUUUGGACAUUUGAUAUCUAUACUCUUGAUCUACACAUUUCUUA
This is a messenger RNA of Oryza brachyantha (malo sina), 3731 nucleotides long. Its product is annotated as katanin p80 WD40 repeat-containing subunit B1 homolog KTN80.4-like. The record is from RefSeq and is a predicted model, not a curated record. Bases 377 to 3190 code for a protein of 937 amino acids. The transcript has 18 exons. Gene Ontology annotation, molecular function: microtubule binding. Lineage: Eukaryota; Viridiplantae; Streptophyta; Magnoliopsida; Poales; Poaceae. Gene Ontology annotation, cellular component: katanin complex. Gene Ontology annotation, biological process: microtubule depolymerization; microtubule severing.